This is a messenger RNA of Rotaria socialis, 2340 nucleotides long. The record is from the annotation of a GenBank genome assembly. NCBI's taxonomy places the organism in Eukaryota, Metazoa, Rotifera, Eurotatoria, Philodinida, Philodinidae.
AUGUCAAUUUUAUCUCGUUAUGGAUAUUCAUCAUGGAGUCGAAUGAGUACAUUAAAUAUAGUAUCGAAACGUGCACAAACGGCAGUUUCAUCAUUAUUGCAUACCAAUGGAACAAUAAAACCAAAAAAAUCAUCAAUCUCAUGUCGUACUGAUAUGAAAGAUGCACGUCGUAUUAUUGUUAAACUUGGUACAGCAUUGAUAACACGUGAAAAUGAAGAUGGCCUAGCCAUAGGACGUUUAGCAUCAACAGUUGAACAAGUGUCACAAUUACAAAACGAAGGCCGACAAAUGUUAUUGGUAACUAGUGGAGCAGUUGCAUUCGGUAGACAAGUUCUACGCAAAGAAGCUAUGAUGACAAUGACAAUGAGAAAAUCCCUUUCACCUAAAGAUAUUUUACUCAACAGCCGUUUGGCUAUUCAAAGACAAGCAUGUGCUGCUUUUGGACAGAAAGGUUUAAUGUCGUUCUACGAACGAAUGUUUCAACAAUAUAACAUUGGUGUUGCACAAGUAUUAGUAACAAAAAGUGAUUUCUACAAUGCUGAUAGUAGAAAAAAUUUACAAGCGACACUUGAUGAACUACUUAACUUAAAUAUUAUACCUAUUUUAAAUACAAACGAUGCAGUUGCGCCAUGUACAGAUACCGACGCUGAAGUAACAGCAGCAAAAGAUGAUAUUGUAAUUAAUGAUAAUGAUUCAUUAGCUGCUCGUUUAGCUGUUUUAAUAUCGGCAGAUUUAUUAUUAAUAAUGAGUGAUGUCAAUGGUCUAUAUACAGGACCACCGGAAGCAGAAGGUUCAAGAUUAUUGAAUACGUUUUGCCCGAAAAACGAUUCACAAUUAAUUACAUUUGGUGCUCGUUCAAAAGUGGGUACUGGCGGCAUGGAGUCUAAGGUAAAAUGCGCGUCAUGGGCACUCGAUCAUGAUGUUGGUGUAGUUAUAACAAAUGGACAAAUCGAUAAAGCUAUUUUAAAUAUAAUUGAUGGAAAAAAAAUUGGAACAUUUUUUACAAAUAUUCCUAAUACAUCGUUACCAGUUGAUAUUCAAGCUAUAAAAGCUCGUGAUGGUAGUCGACUUUUACAAAAGUUAACAAGUCAUCAACGUAAAGAAAUAAUUAAUAAAAUUGCAUCAAAUUUAAAUGAAUAUUCAAAUGAUAUUCUACAUGCAAAUAAACACGAUUUAGACGAAGCAAUAAAAGGAGGUCUUAAAUCAUCUUUAAUUGGACGUCUUGGUCUUACAGAAAAAAAACUACAAACAUUAUCACUUGGACUUCAGCAAAUAGCUGAAAAAAGUGGCGUACUUGGAAAAGUUGUUCGUCGAACACGUCUUGCAGACGGGUUACUACUAAAACAAAUUACAGCCCCAAUCGGUGUUCUUCUUGUUAUAUUUGAAUCCCGGCCUGAUAGUUUACCACAAAUAGCUGCACUAUCAAUAUGUUCUGGUAAUGGUCUUCUAUUGAAAGGUGGUUCAGAAGCUAAAUAUUCAAAUGAAAUAUUAACAAAACUAAUACAAGAUGCACUUGAACCACAUGCAUCCCGAGACACAAUUGCUCUAAUUAAUAAACGUGAACAAGUGUCAGAUUUACUGAAGUUAGGAAAAUAUAUCGAUCUUGUUAUACCACGUGGUUCCAAUGAACUUGUACGUUCGGUGCAAAAGCAAAGUAUACAUAUACCCGUAUUAGGUCAUGCAGAAGGUAUUUGUCAUGUAUAUGUUGAUAAAGAUGCAAAUUUAGAUAUGGCUUUACGUAUUGUACGAGAUUCAAAAUGUGAUUAUCCAAGUGCUUGCAAUGCUAUGGAAACAUUACUUAUUCAUAAAGACCUUAUUCGAACACCAUUUUUUGAAUCACUAAUAGAUUUAUUACGCAGUGAAAAGGUCAAGGUUUACUCGGGACCUCGUUUAUCAACAAUGGUUCCAUUCCCGCCACCAUCAGCAACAUCGUUACGUGUUGAAUAUGGUGAUUUGCAAUGUGCUAUUGAAGUUGUUGAUGAUGUCAAAGAUGCCAUUGAACAUAUUAAUAAGUUUAGUUCUAAUCAUACGGAUUCAAUCGUAACUGAAAAUCAAAAUACAGCCAGCAAUUUUCUUAAUGAUGUUGAUAGUGCAUGCGUUUUUCAUAAUGUUAGUACACGUUUUUCAGAUGGUUAUCGAUUUGGUUUAGGUGCUGAAGUUGGCAUUAGUACCGGCCGUAUACAUGCACGUGGUCCGGUUGGUAUCGAAGGUUUAUUAACAACCAAAUGGAUCGUUGAAGGUCAUGGUGAUGUUGUUGCAGAUUUUACUGAAGGGCGUAAAAAUUUUGUUCAUGAAACAUUAGGAUUAAUAGAUAAUUUUGUAGAAGAAAAAUGCAAAUAA